Ochlerotatus camptorhynchus is the source of this 1070-nucleotide messenger RNA. It is a transcript of the gene SkpA, whose product is annotated as SKP1-related A. Gene Ontology annotation, biological process: SCF-dependent proteasomal ubiquitin-dependent protein catabolic process. The transcript has 2 exons. Gene Ontology annotation, cellular component: cytoplasm; nucleus. The coding region runs from base 233 to 721 and encodes 162 amino acids. The record is from RefSeq and is a predicted model, not a curated record. NCBI's taxonomy places the organism in Eukaryota, Metazoa, Arthropoda, Insecta, Diptera, Culicidae. Gene Ontology annotation, molecular function: cullin family protein binding.
CGUUCGCAGUUCGUGAGUGUUGAUCGAAUCGGUAAAAGUCUCAUAAAGAAGAAUUUUCCCUUCAUUUAUUUCGCUGUUUUCGCGUUUGCUACUGCGUGGUGGUGGAAGCAAAAAUAGCCUUUCCUUCCUCUACUCGUUCGUGAGUGUGUUAAUAUUGUCCUUUCCGGGUUUGCAGUGCAGUAAAUUUCAUCCAUUCGUUUCCGAGCAGGGCUAUUAAUAGCGAACGGUCACAAUGCCAAACAUCAAGCUGCAAUCGUCGGACGGAGAGGUUUUCGAUACCGACGUCCAGAUCGCGAAAUGCUCCGGAACGAUCAAAACAAUGCUGGAGGAUUUGGGCAUGGACGAAGGGGAGGAUGAAGUUGUCCCGCUACCCAAUGUCAACUCGGCCAUCUUGCGAAAGGUCUUGCAGUGGGCCACUUACCACAAGGACGACCCGGCACCAGCCGAAGAUGACGAAAACAAAGAAAAGCGUACCGAUGACAUCAGCUCCUGGGAUGCGGACUUCCUCAAGGUCGACCAGGGAACACUGUUCGAGCUGAUUCUGGCGGCUAACUACCUGGACAUCAAAGGCCUGUUGGAUGUGACGUGUAAGACGGUUGCCAACAUGAUCAAGGGUAAGACACCGGAGGAGAUCCGGAAGACGUUCAACAUCAAGAACGAUUUCACACCGGCUGAGGAAGAACAGGUACGCAAGGAGAACGAGUGGUGCGAGGAGAAGUAAACUGCAUACUGUCUCGAGAUAAGUAACCAUACAUUUUACAUUUCUUACUAAUGGCAAACACAGCUGAGCGAUUGAAGGCUUUUUUUUAUAUAAAAAAAUCUAAACACAUGAUUACUUGCUGCAUAGAAACGAGCGAGAUAAGCUUUCCUGAAUUUCCAAACUGAAUGCACUCUCUUAAAUUGCUUUUCGUGAAGAGAGUGGCGGAACUCGAAACAAUUAAAGGGCACUGAACACCCAACCUUGUUGCUACACCGGAUAAACCCUCAAUGAAGAACAUAAAUGUUUCUGUUUGACACAUGAACAUGAUCUAAUUAAAUAAACAUUAUUGUUAGCUAAUAAGUGUAGAAUC